AUGUCAGGAGGUCCGGUACCAGUAUGGAAGAAAUACACCAGUAGACCAAGAGGAAUAUGGGAGAAAUUGAGGGAACUUUUGGUAUUAGCACCAAAUAGAUCAUCAGGAAAUAUGUUUGUCCCAUUGUACAGAAACCCACCACCAGGCUCAAGAAUAGCCGAAGCCAAGGCAUAUAAAGAUCCAAUAACAAUUCCAGCGGGUGACAUAAAAGGAAAUCCAUAUUUUAAACGAGAUUUCAGAAGAAACUACCCACAAGUGCACGGAUUUAAUCAGACUAAAUUGUCGGGUUUGUUGCAAUUGGGUAACAGCGAGCAUCCAAGAAUAUCUGUCGGUGAAAAGGGUACCAAAGAGUUGAGCACAUUUGAAGGAGGCAAUGUGGUUAGUUUAACUUCAACUUUGAGCAACUUGCCAGAAAAUGUAAUUAAGGGAGAGAUUUUGGGUAAACAAGGUGAACCUAUUGUGGCUCCAAGUUUGAAUAAAUUUAAAUGGGAAAUAUUGCCUGAGAGUGUUCAUGGAAUGUACACUGAAGAGUACCCAUGUCGUAUAUUUACUGAUACAAAGGUGAAAACCGUGUCUUCAUCGGCGUGA
This is a messenger RNA of Lodderomyces parapsilosis, 588 nucleotides long. RefSeq names its product Nuo2p (gene NUO2). Bases 1 to 588 code for a protein of 195 amino acids. The record is from RefSeq and is a predicted model, not a curated record. Lineage: Eukaryota; Fungi; Ascomycota; Pichiomycetes; Serinales; Debaryomycetaceae. The transcript has a single exon.